This is a messenger RNA of Theobroma umbraticum, 2027 nucleotides long. Its product is annotated as protein IQ-DOMAIN 23-like. The record is from RefSeq and is a predicted model, not a curated record. Gene Ontology annotation, molecular function: protein binding. NCBI's taxonomy places the organism in Eukaryota, Viridiplantae, Streptophyta, Magnoliopsida, Malvales, Malvaceae.
UGGCUUAAUCAGGGUGAGUUUUCCAUUGCAGGCCCUGGCCAAAUAUAAAAUAUAUAAAAUAAUGGAAGGACAUAAAUUUAAUGGCAAGAAAAGCCAUACCAACAUACAUGAAUUUAAAAUACCAGUCAACAACAUUAACAAGUUACAUAAACUAUACGAUAGCCAAAGUCCUAUACACAAGUAUUUGGACAAGGAAAGAGUAGUGUAGGUAUUGAUCUUCAUCUCGUUUCAGAGAGACUAAGGUGAGGAUCCUUCUUGGUGUGAUAGAUAUGGGAAAGGCAAGCAGAUGGUUGGUAAACUUCUUGCUAGGGAGAAAGGAGGAUAAAGGGAAAAGGAAAAACAUUUCAAUAUCGUUUGAAGAAGGAAGUGUGACAACUCCAUGUGCUACUCCACCUGCAGCUCCUUUCAAGAGGAGAUGGAGUUUCGGGAAGUUGGCUAGUAAAGAGAGAGCUCACAAGAGUUCCAGGUCCCUUGACUCGAUGACCGCUACUCCACUUGUGAAGCAAGCUGUGUUGGGCUUGGAGAAACGGCAUGAUAACACCAGGGUUUUGGCAAUGGCAAUGACAAGAGCUACCAAAAGAAAAACAAAGGCAACAUCUGCAGCUUCUUUGAUAAGCAAAGCGGUAGAAGAUGCAGCUGCCACCAGGAUUCAAGCCGCCUUUCGUUCUUUUUUGGCGAGGAAAGCUUUACAUGCUUUGAGGGGACUAGUCAAGUUGCAAGCACUGGUUAGGGGUCACCUGGUGAGGAAACAAACAACUGCUACUCUCAGACGUAUGCAUGCUCUUAUGGCAAUACAAGUUAGAGCCCGGUUUCAGAGAAUCCAGAUGGCUGAGGAACAACGACCUGCUGUAAAAUGUCGAUCAUCAAGAUACGGAAGGUUUCCCCAGGAGAUGGGGUUCAAAAGAGCAGAGAGACGUGGAAUUGUGAAGAGCCAAAAUGGUUUUAUGAAUCAUUCACAGAUUGAGAGGAUUGAACAUGGAAUCACCAAAUAUUACUCUGGAGAGCUUUCGAUCUCAAAGCGAGAACAAAAAUAUGAGGAGUUUUCCUUCACAACGCACAACAGUCCCAGACAUUCUCCUCCAAUGUCCAAGCCAACACGGGGAAGAUCCUCUUUCAGUUCUCAUGAGUAUCCAUACAUGCCAAAUUACAUGACCAACACAGAAUCUUCAAGGGCCAAAUUCAGGUCACAAAGUGAACCAAAACAACGACCUGCAUGCAACUCCAAAGCAAAGGGCAAGAAAACAACUUCAGCUGAAGAAAUGGGUGACAAUAUUCAACAACAUUAUUCAUCUUCACAGUCGAAAGGCGUUGCAGAAUGGAAUCAAGAACCAUGGUUUGUCACACUUCAUCGGUCAACAAGGACACCCAAAGACAAUGAGGGUGAUACCAGUGGCCCAACCAGUUACUCUGAAUAUCGGAAAUCUCUUGUUACAAAUGAGCCUCAUGCAACUUUGUUCUAACUGAAGAUUCAAGAACGUUCAACCCUCAGCAGAGAAGUGAUGAACAAGAUAGUUGAUUCAAGAUUUAGCAGCAGAAAAACUAGUUUACGAUGGUAUAUAGGAAAGAAGAACGCUGCAAAGACUUCACACUCUGAAUACAAUUGCUCAUGAAAAAAAAAAUAACUGGAAGUCCUUUUCUUUACUUGCUGAGGUGGUUAAUUAGUGGUAUGAAAUCAUGAUUAAGCAAAAAUUUUAAGCAGGAAAUUAUUUAUUGAUGACACUUCUGUGCACUUCUAUAACUAAUGCUAAAAUCAAAUGGAAGCAAGAAACUGUAGCUGUAAUCACGAUUACAAAAUGUAAAUUACAUUUGCAUGUUUAAUGUGUUGCAUAUAUUGGUUUAGAUCUAGGAAUCAGGUUUAGUUUUCAAUGAGCAAGGUGCCUUUGGACAUGGAAGAUGCCCAGUUGCCUGGUUACUGGGCUUUCUCGAGAUCCUUAUGUAAAACCCAAGUUCGAAACUUGUCCUCAUAGGAGAUUGAGGCCGAUGGGAUUAGCCCGCAGAUGAUUAGAAAGGGAGAGAGAAGGCAAAUA